GAUGGACACACAAGCAGGAAUAUCUCAGAAGGACAUCUAAUGUUAUCCCCGGAUUGUGAAAUAAAAGAUAAUGACAGUAGACAGGAUUCUCCAGGAGCUAACCCCAUUACCCCAAUUAUACAUCCAGCUCUAUCAGCUGAUCCCUCUGAUCCUGGGAAAUGUUCUCCUGAUCACUCUGAUAUUGGUGCAUGUGAUACAGCUCUGACAGUAGAUACAGUGUUUCCCUGUUCUAUAGAUGCUAAAUGUUUUACACAGAACACAAACCUUAUUACCCAUCAACCAGCUAAGGCAGGUGAGAGGCCAUUUCCGUGUUCUGAGUGUGGGAAAUGUUUUACACAGAAAUCAGAUCUUGUUACACAUCAGAGAAGUCACACAGGUGAGAAUCCAUUGUCUUGCUCUGAGUGUGGGAAAAGUUUUACAUACAAAACACUUGUAAUACAUAAUAGAAUACAUACAGGUGAGAAACCAUAUUCCUGUUCUGAGUGUGGGAAAUGUUUUACAUACAAAACAACUCUUGAUGCACAUAAGAGAAGUCACACAGGUGAGAAGCCAUUUUUUUGCUCUGAGUGCAGGAAAUGUUUUAUCCGGAAAUCACAACUUGUUACACAUCAGCGAAGUCACACAGGUGAGAGACCGUUUCCAUGUUCUGAGUGUGGGAAAUGUUUUGCACACAAAUCAGAUCUUGUUAGACAUAACAGAAGUCACACAGGUGAGAAGCCAUUUUCUUGCUCUGAGUGCGGGAAAUGUUUUACACGGAAAUCACAACUUGUUGCACAUCAGCGAAGUCACACAGGUGAGAAUCUAUUUUCUUGCUCUGAGUGCGGAAAAUGUUUUACCUGGAAAUCACAACUUGUUAUACAUCAGCGAAGUCACACAGGUGUGAAGUCAUUUCCAUGUUCUGAGUGUGGGAAAUGCUUUGCACAGAAAUCAGAUCUUGUUAGACAUAACAGAAGUCACACAGGUGAGAAGCCAUUUUCUUGCUCUGAGUGCGGGAAAUGUUUUACACGGAAAUCACAACUUGUUACACAUCAGCGAAGUCACACAGGUGAGAAUCUAUUUUCUUGCUCUGAGUGCGGAAAAUGUUUUACCUGGAAAUCACAACUUGUUAUACAUCAGCGAAGUCACACAGGUGUGAAGUCAUUUCCAUGUUCUGAGUGUGGGAAAUGCUUUGCACAGAAAUCAGAUCUUGUUAGACAUAACAGAAGUCACACAGGUGAGAAGCCAUUUUCUUGCUCUGAGUGCGGGAAAUGUUUUACACGGAAAUCACAACUUGUUACACAUCAGCGAAGUCACACAGGUGAGAAUCUAUUUUCUUGCUCUGAGUGCGGAAAAUGUUUUACCUGGAAAUCACAACUUGUUAUACAUCAGCGAAGUCACACAGGUGAGAAGUCAUUUCCAUGUUCUGAGUGUGGGAAAUGCUUUGCACAGAAAUCAGAUCUUGUUAGACAUAACAGAAGUCACACAGGUGAGAAGCCAUUUUCUUGCUCUGAGUGUGGGAAAUAUUUUGCACGGAAAGCAGAUCUUAUUACACAUCAGCGAAGUCACACAGGUGAGAGGCCAUUUCCAUGUUCUGAGUGUGGGAAAUGUUUUGCACAGAAAUCACAUCUUGUUGUACAUCAGCUAAGUCACACAGGUGAGAAUCCAUUUCCUUGCUCUGAGUGUGAGAAAUGUUUUACCUGGAAAUCACAACUUGUUACACAUCAGCGAAGUCACACAGGUGAGAAGCUAUUUCCAUGUUCUGAGUGUGGGAAAUGUUUUGCACACAAAUCAGAUCUUGUUAGACAUAACAGAAGUCACACAGGUGAGAAGCCAUUUUCUUGCUCUGAGUGCGGGAAAUGUUUUAUCCGGAAAUCACAACUUGUCACACAUCUGCGAAGUCACACAGGUGAGAAGCCAUUUUCUUGCUCUGAGUGUGGGAAAUGUUUUACACAGAAAUCACAACUUGUUACACAUCAGCGAAGUCACACCGGUGAGAGGCCAUUUCCAUGUUCUGAGAAAUAAAUCAGCUCUUGUUGCACACAAUAGACAUCACUCAGGUGAGGAACCAUUUUAGUCUUCUGGAGUAUACUACUUAUUGCCAUGUAAUGUUCUUCAAGGUUCUUAUCCUAUCUCUUAUGCUUUUUGCAAUAUACAUGCUACCACUGGGUAUAAUAAUCAGACGUCAUGUCCAUAUCUACCACAGCUAUGCAGAUGACCUGCCUUUUGCUCCAAGUACUGAGAACCCAGUACCAAUCCUAAAUGGUAGUCUAGCUGAGCUCCAGGUGUGGGUGAUGCCAGUUGCCUGUGACUCAGUCCUGGUGAAACAGGUCCUUAUGAUAGAAGCUCACCAACAAAGGGCAGGGCUACAGCUCAGCUUUGCAAACCAACCAGACUUACGCUUGGGGGUUCAUAGUUACAAAAUGCUGAUCCUGUGUGGAAUCUUGGUGUCCUAGAUGGUGGAAUGACAGAUAUCAGGUAUCAGUCACAAUCAGAUCCUCAUCUGAGGAACUUAGCCAGACUCCAGCACUUAUUUCCCUCAGAAGAUCUACCUACAGUCAUACAUGCACUUGUAUCAUCACUCCUAGAAUACUGUAAUGUCCUCUACCUGGGUCUCCCAGCAAAAGAAUUGCACCGCUUACAGCUUGUACAGAAUGCAGCAGCCAGGAUGUUACCUAAUCAGCCCGUUCCUGCCACAUAACAUCUAUUUUCUGCUCCCUUCACCAGCUGACUGCAAGAUGGUGACUCUGGGCCUAAUUCAGGUUGGAUUGCAGUGUGCAAUCCACACGGAAUUAUUGAGAAAAAGUUGCGGGCGCAUGCGCAGCGCCCGUCCUGCACAUGCGCCUGCAUUCUCUGCGGAGGGCAGCAGAAAAUGCGAUUGCUCCUUGUUAAUCAGGCAGAGGUGGUCACGGGGUGGGGGGCAAUGCUCCAUUUACAGGAAGAAGAUGGAGAUUUGCAAGUGCGGACGGGAGGUGGACAAACGGGGGCGUGAUCACGGUGGCUGCAUGGCAUCACACGCAGCUGUCGCGAUCGAGGAGAAUGCGAUGGGGCUAUGCUGUGCCGCCAGGAUGCUUCACUAAUUUCUAAGAUAAAGCAGAAAUUGUGAAGCGAUCGCAAUUUCUGCUUCAUCAAGGGGGAGGCGCCGGUCAGCAUACUGGGGUGGCCUUGCCCUGCGAUGAGUGGCCCCUAGCACGCUAGAAAAAGGAUUGCAAAUUCUGCUAAUUAGCAGCAUCUGCUAUCCUUACUGAUUUACUGUAUGCCCCUAUUACAGAAUCUUACUGACUCUCCCAGCCCUACAUGACCAGGGUACAUGUACCAGAAGCAGCUUCUGCCUCCUUACUGCCCUGGUUACUUCCAUCUGUUGAUGAAGGAUUGUUAGUAUUACCAUAAAUCCCCAAGCAGUGCUUAGAUGUCGGGGAGACAGGUGGGUGGCAGUGGCAAUAGUGGGGGAGAGACUGGGUGGAAGGAGACAGGGUGGUGGCAGUAGUGCGGGGAGACAGGUUAG
Molecule: messenger RNA, 3481 nt
Organism: Pseudophryne corroboree (corroboree frog)
Lineage: Eukaryota; Metazoa; Chordata; Amphibia; Anura; Myobatrachidae
Product: gastrula zinc finger protein XlCGF57.1-like
Exons: 1
Coding region: 40-2001 (653 amino acids)
Source: RefSeq, a predicted model, not a curated record